AUGGAGUGGGUAGCGGAGUCGGCAGCUGCGUGGCUGGACGAUCUGCCACAAGACCAAACCCUCAGGAAAGCUGCUCAGCCUGAAGGCCUGUACCAUCUCGGCCUUAAGUGCCCGGGGCCGGGAAGGGUCGUUGACGGAUUAGUGCAGGGUACGCAGGUGUGCUCAAAUGACGCGAUAAUCUCGUUCGAGACAGGUGUUUUUUACAGAGAUCGUUCGAGAGACCAUAUUGGGCUCAAAUGCCGAUGCCCAUCCUGCAAUGGGCGGUUCAUGUUUAACAGUUUUUUGAGGACUCAUUAUCUGGAAGCAGGUGCUAGCCAGAGAAUAUGCAGUCGUCAAAGCUGCAUCAGCACUGUGUGGGAGGGCUCAAAAUUCUGCCAUAGACACUUCCUUGCUUGGACGCCAGACCUCCUCAUCGACGAUAAAACCGCAAUUGAUGAGCUGAGGAGUUUGUUCGAGAAAGCGGCUUCUGAGCAGUGGCGCCCCGAGACAGAAAUAAUGGCCGACCUCAUAAUGAGAAUGGAAUCCGACAGCACGGCCGACAUCCGGGCUUCCGAGAUGGUUUGUAUCGACCUAGAAACCAACCUUUUUUCCCGGGAGGUGCUUCAAAUCGGCCUCACUGACCUAGAAGGGAGAGGAGUACUCGAUUGUCUUACUGAAUACGGUGAUGGAAGCAUCGCGCCUUCCUCAUCGCGCCUCUCUGCACCGGCAACUUGGCGGCAAAUUGAGUGGAAAAAGAAGGUCAAAGCCUAUUUUACGCACGAUGGGACCCUUGAUGCAAAAGGGGUCGUUGAAAAACUCCAAUACUUCGGUAUUUCCAACAAACCCUUUUUCCUGUCUUGGGCAUCAUGGUGCUUCGACCUGUCUUAUUUGAGAGACUGGCUGAGGCAAGAAGGUUAUCGAAACGUCCUCCCCGGGGAUGGGAAUGUCUGGUUGCUUCUCUCUGAGUUCCGCAAAAACGUGGAGAGGGCGAUUGGUACCACCUGCUACCGAGACAGGGGAUUUCCUCUAUCCCUGCCUGUGGUGUUUACGGUGCUCUUCGGAGAUAACCACCCUCUCUCGGGGCGCAACCACAAUGCACUGGUGGACGCCCAGCAAUUAUCCCUGAUGGCAAGGCUGUUCAUCGACCUUUGCAAAGCCCCUGACAAGCGGGUUCACUGGCAGGAAUCGGGAAUCAAGGGACUGGGCAUGGGGAAGAGGCAGAAAUUGGUGGAGGAGUACUUCCCUAAGGAGAGUCCAAAGAAAAAGGCAAGGGCUUCCUAA
Messenger RNA from Penicillium samsonianum, 1260 nucleotides. RefSeq lists its product as uncharacterized. The record is from RefSeq and is a predicted model, not a curated record. The coding region runs from base 1 to 1260 and encodes 419 amino acids. NCBI's taxonomy places the organism in Eukaryota, Fungi, Ascomycota, Eurotiomycetes, Eurotiales, Aspergillaceae. The transcript has 2 exons.